Molecule: messenger RNA, 2511 nt
Organism: Aspergillus tanneri
Lineage: Eukaryota; Fungi; Ascomycota; Eurotiomycetes; Eurotiales; Aspergillaceae
Exons: 1
Coding region: 1-2511 (836 amino acids)
Source: RefSeq, a predicted model, not a curated record
AUGUUCUCACGUGGCCAAGCGUGUCUGAAAAGGCGUGGUCUCUCCGUCGUCUUGGACAAUAUCACGACUGGCCCCGAAGAACCUCUCCUCUUCCUCUACCCUCACUGGUUCACUUCGGCAUUCCGAAAGCCCCGUCCUCUAUCUUCCAGGUCGAGUGGAUCUACAAGCAGUACUGGCUCCCGAGGGUCGGUCCCCAGAGCAUCUCGUCCAGCCCGGGGAUUGUCCUUUGGGUCUUCUUCGAGACGGUUGAUAUCGGGCAGCACUUAUGCCAUUAGAACUACAUCAGAUGGAUCGACGAAUGCAAUUUCGGUGGGAGAUGAAGCUACUAUUUCAACCACACUGGACAAUGGUCUGUCCGGGGAAGCUACGAGGCAUGAAGGCAAUGCGACAACCGGCCCGGAACCCACGAGACUGAAGUCUUCGCGCUCACGCACUCCGAGGGGCGACGUAACGGGAGUUAAACAGGGGAAAGGGCAUGUGAUAAAUGCCUUAGCUGAUAAUGAGAUGGAAGCCGGACAACAGCCUGUUUCUCCGAGUGUCGGAGGAAAUGAUCACGUCGACAGAACGCACUCGAAGACAUUGACAGUGAUCACGGGACAAUCACCAAUUGCGAAGCCACUUUCUGGCUUGAAAAGACUGUCAGUCAGGGAUAGACGGAAAGUUCGAUAUCGACGGGAUCACAACACGACAUCCAAGAUGGACCAUGAAGACAGGAUACAGAGUUUGCUGGUGCGGUUACAGCAGGAUAUUCACAGGUCGGGUAAGAAGGGAUCGAAGCAGAAGGAGCUUUUAGUUCCAGAGGAGACACUGGCACUGCUUGCGGGGAUUACUGACAUGGCGAUGAAGGAGAAUAUUUGGUAUGUGCAUGUCCACAAUGGAUGUAAAGUGCAUGUGCUGCAUCCGCUAGAGAGUGAGGGACAGUAUCGGAAGGUUCUGCUGUCCGGAUCGGAGCGAGUGAUGGAACUGGUCUGCGAUCGCAUUUCCCACGUACGGAAUCUCCAGGAACUUGGCGAUCCUUUGGUCGAUAUUAGGAAACCGGUGGUGCCGAUAUUUCCUUCCAUGGAGGCCUUGAGGAACAAGAAUAUUUCCCCGCCGCUUAUUCGGGGCGUAUGGGACCACUAUAGGGCCACAAGGAACCCAGCGAAACUAAGUACGAUUCGCUCUUUGUCCAAGGACUUGUCGACGGUGCGGGAGUUUGCGGAGCAUGUAGACGAGUUGACAAGGUCGCAGCCUUCGCGCGAUGCGGUCCUUGGGUAUAAAGAGAUGCCUCACCGGAAGCAGGUGGCUGAGGCCCUGAUUGCGCUAUUCAAUGAUGAUGCAAACAGUCGACUGUUUUCGACCGCUGCACUGAAUCGUGCGCUUUCUUGGAUGUGCGACUAUGAAUUUCUGCACUGCACAGGGACGGUUCUCCUUCGUGCCGAGCAUGUUGCAACAGUAGACACCUUCAACAUCCUUCUGAGGUCAGCGGCGAAAAGGCAGGAUAUGGGCUUCUUUUAUCGGUCUCUGCUGGUCAUGUUGCGGAUGAAAAUCCGUCCCAACGACUUUACCUGGCUUGCGUAUCUCGACAGUGCUGUCGCUCCAAAAACGAAAACCGAUCGUAUGGCUUGGCUGAUAGAAAAUGGCUAUAUCACUCAAACCGAUGCGGUGCGGACGGCCCUGCAGAUGACUAUACAGGAUACGUUCCUCGCUCACCUUGAGAGCGGUCGCAGUGUGGAUUCGUUCAUCAACAUGACGAUUGAUUCGCAUGGGACCAACUGGUUUUCGCCUUCCUUGAUCAGCCAGAUGUUCAGCGUCACAUCUCGCCUGAAGGAUUUCUCAGCAAUGGACCGGUUACUGCAAAUCUGUCAACAGCAGGGGCUUACUCUCGAUAGCUCCGCGGUCAAUCAAAUCCUGUUGCUAUUUCAGUCGGAUAUAUUUUCCGCGAUCCGGUAUCUGUUCCGAUGCAGUGAACAUCCCGAAACCAUGCUCAAGACGGAGGCAUGGGAGAGGCUCUUUCUGAUUGCAUUCAAAGGUCGUCAUUACAAUAUCUGCCGCGUGCUCUGGCGGUAUGCCUGCAUUCACAAGGGUAUGACGUGGAACAUGAAACGGUCUGUACUCCUUUCGCUGACCCGGAAUGUCACGCGCAAGAAGAAAAAGGAUCUGGAUAACAUCUGGCGCACCAGUGCAGGCAAGGUUAUCGUCGGGGUCGACUUGCACCUUCCGCACUACCUGGGGAAAAGCUCGGUCUUGGAAAAUGUGCCGCCCGAGUUCCACCACAGUGCAGUUUCAUACCUAGCCAGCGGGUUUAAAACCGAGGGAGAAGAGCGCCAGAAACAAUUGCAUCUCGCCAAACUAUUGAUCCAGCGCGAUAUCCAGGUCGGUCCCUGGUACCGCCCGACGCAGUCGUUCUCUAUCAUGCUGGAGGCAGCCGCCUUGAUGGAUCAAGAAUGGAAAGGGGUGCCACGGCCGAUGCAAUGGUUGAUGCAGAACGCCAUCCAAGUGCCGGUGCAGGCCUCCAACUAUCCGCAAUGA